Molecule: messenger RNA, 402 nt
Organism: Schistocerca nitens (vagrant locust)
Lineage: Eukaryota; Metazoa; Arthropoda; Insecta; Orthoptera; Acrididae
Product: sterile alpha motif domain-containing protein 1-like
Exons: 3
Coding region: 1-402 (133 amino acids)
Source: RefSeq, a predicted model, not a curated record
AUGCCUCCAUGUCGGAAGAGCAGCACGCCUGUGGCGAAGCGGUGCGGCACGAGCGGGAAGCAGCGGGCGGCGGUCCCGGGCACGCGCCCUGCCGGGGUCCCGGCGUGCUUUGCAGGCACGCGUGCUGCGCGCUGCGUGCGUGGCGGGCGGGCGAGCACGCUGCCGGCGGCUCCCGGGCCCGGCGCCGCGGCGCCCGCCGCUCGAUACAGCCCCUCGCCUCGCCCCGCCAAGCUGCCGCAGGGGGCGCUGACCGCCGCGCGCGCCACGCCGCCCAUCUGCCUGCCGGCUCACCCCCUGCCUUUCUUCUUCCGCAAGGUCGCGGCCUGCCCCCGCGCCGUGGCGCCGCCGCCGGGCCCACAACCACCUCGCGCUCCGUCACUACCUGCAGAGGAGAACCGCUAA